CACUUUAUCCGGAGGGACAAUUGCAGAUGAAAAGUGUCGUGAAGACAUCUUCUUAGUAUGGGCCUCCAUCAACCAGUCCCUGAGUGAUGGUGGCGAGUUAUUGCUGAAGGCUCGUGAGAUUCUGUUGGGAUCUAAUCUUGAGAGUCUUGGGGAGCUGGAAACGAGCCUUCUUACUGUUGGCGGAGAACUUGAAAUCCUUUUCAAUGAGACUUUGGAACUGGCCAAAGAAGUUGAAAUGUUGGUGAUGGGUGGGAGUGAGACAGCCCCCUGUCCUGUCCAAUACCUGAAAGCGCUGCUACUUGAGCUGGAAACCAAAACUGAAGAAUUCCGUGUCCUUGUGAUUGAGCUGGAGGCGCAUGUUUCAGAAGGUUCAUCAGAUGAAUCUAGUGUGCUGGUGAUCUUCAUAAUGCGAGUUUAUAUGACCUGUAGGACCGCGCAGGACGAGUCUAUCGUAAUCUUCGAAAAAGUCUACAUUAUGUUGUACGGUGAAAUGACAACAGUAAUAACGACCACUUUAUCCGGAGGGACAAUUGCAGAUGAAAAGUGUCGUGAAGAUAUCUUCUUAGUAUGGGCCUCCAUCAACCAGUCCCUGAGUGAUGGUGGCGAGUUAUUGCUGAAGGCUCGUGAGAUUCUGUUGGGAUCUAAUCUUGAGAGUCUUGGAGAGCUGGAAACGAGCCUUCUUACUGUUGGCGGAGAACUUGAAAUCCUUUUCAAUGAGACUUUGGAACUGGCCAAAGAAGUUGAAAUGUUGGUGAUGGGUGGGAGUGAGACAGCCCCCUGUCCUGUCCAAUACCUGAAAGCGCUGCUACUUGAGCUGGAAACCAAAACUGAAGAAUUCCGUGUCAUUGUGAUUGAGCUGGAGGCGCAUGUUUCAGAAGGUUCAUCAGAUGAAUCUAGUGUGCUGGUGAUCUUCAUAAUGCGAGUUUAUACGACCUGUAGGACUGCGCAGGACGAGUCUAUCGUAAUCUAUGAAAGCGUCCUAAUAAUAUUCAGCAGCACAAUUUCAGAUGAAAAGUGUCGUGAAGAUAUCUUCUUAGUAUGGGCCUCCAUCAACCAGUCCCUGAGUGAUGGUGGCGAGUUAUUGCUGAAGGCUCGUGAGAUUCUGUUGGGAUCUAAUCUUGAGAGUCUUGGGGAGCUGGAAACGAGCCUUCUUACUGUUGGCGGAGAACUUGAAAUCCUUUUCAAUGAGACUUUGGAACUGGCCAAAGAAGUUGAAAUGUUGGUGAUGGGUGGGAGUGAGACAGCCCCCUGUCCUGUCCAAUACCUGAAAGCGCUGCUACUUGAGCUGGAAACCAAAACUGAAGAAUUCCGUGUCAUUGUGAUUGAACUGGAGGCGCAUGUUUCAGAAGGUUCAUCAGAUGAAUCUAGUGUGCUGGUGAUCUUCAUAAUGCGAGUUUAUAUGACCUGUAGGACUGCGCAGGACGAGUCUAUCGUAAUCUUCGAAAAAGUCUACAUUAUGUUGUACGGUGAAAUGACAACAGUAAUAAUGACCACUUUAUCCGGAGGGACAAUUGCAGAUGAAAAGUGUCGUGAAGACAUCUUCUUAGUAUGGGCCUCCAUCAACCAGUCCCUGAGUGAUGGUGGCGAGUUAUUGCUGAAGGCUCGUGAGAUUCUGUUGGGAUCUAAUCUUGAGAGUCUUGGGGAGCUGGAAACGAGCCUUCUUACUGUUGGCGGAGAACUUGAAAUCCUUUUCAAUGAGACUUUGGAACUGGCCAAAGAAGUUGAAAUGUUGGUGAUGGGUGGGAGUGAGACAGCCCCCUGUCCUGUCCAAUACCUGAAAGCGCUGCUACUUGAGCUGGAAACCAAAACUGAAGAAUUCCGUGUCAUUGUGAUUGAGCUGGAGGCGCAGGUUUCAGAAGGUUCAUCAGAUGAAUCUAGUGUGCUGGUGAUCUUCAUAAUGCGAGUUUAUAUGACCUGUAGGACUGCGCAGGACGAGUCUAUCGUAAUCUAUGAAAGCGUCCUAAUAAUAUUCAGCAGCACAAUUUCAGAUGAAAAGUGUCGUGAAGAUAUCUUCUUAGUAUGGGCCUCCAUCAACCAGUCCCUGAGUGAUGGUGGCGAGUUAUUGCUGAAGGCUCGUGAGAUUCUGUUGGGAUCUAAUCUUGAGAGUCUUGGGGAGCUGGAAACGAGCCUUCUUACUGUUGGCGGAGAACUUGAAAUCCUUUUCAAUGAGACUUUGGAACUGGCCAAAGAAGUUGAAAUGUUGGUGAUGGGUGGGAGUGAGACAGCCCCCUGUCCUGUCCAAUACCUGAAAGCGCUGCUACUUGAGCUGGAAACCAAAACUGAAGAAUUCCGUGUCAUUGUGAUUGAGCUGGAGGCGCAGGUUUCAGAAGGUUCAUCAGAUGAAUCUAGUGUGCUGGUGAUCUUCAUAAUGCGAGUUUAUAUGACCUGUAGGACUGCGCAGGACGAGUCUAUCGUAAUCUAUGAAAGCGUCCUAAUAAUAUUCAGCAGCACAAUUUCAGAUGAAAAGUGUCGUGAAGAUAUCUUCUUAGUAUGGGCCUCCAUCAACCAGUCCCUGAGUGAUGGUGGCGAGUUAUUGCUGAAGGCUCGUGAGAUUCUGUUGGGAUCUAAUCUUGAGAGUCUUGGGGAGCUGGAAACGAGCCUUCUUACUGUUGGCGGAGAACUUGAAAUCCUUUUCAAUGAGACUUUGGAACUGGCCAAACAAGUUGAAAUGUUGGUGAUGGGUGGGAGUGAGACAGCCCCCUGUCCUGUCCAAUACCUGAAAGCGCUGCUACUUGAGCUGGAAACCAAAACUGAAGAAUUCCGUGUCAUUGUGAUUGAGCUGGAGGCGCAGGUUUCAGAAGGUUCAUCAGAUGAAUCUAGUGUGCUGGUGAUCUUCAUAAUGCGAGUUUAUAUGACCUGUAGGACUGCGCAGGACGAGUCUAUCGUAAUCUAUGAAAGCGUCCUAAUAAUAUUCAGCAGCACAAUUUCAGAUGAAAAGUGUCGUGAAGAUAUCUUAUUAGUAUGGGCAUCCACCAACCAGUCCCUGAGUGAUGGUGGCGUGUUAAUGCUGAAGGCUCGUGAGAUUCUGUUGGGAUCUAAUCUUGAGAGUCUUGGGAACCUGGGAACGACCCUUCUUACUGUUGGCGGAGAACUUAAAAUCCUUUUCAGUUACACUUUGGAACUGGCCAAAGAAGUUGAAAUGUUGGUGAUGGGUGGGAGUGAGACAGCCCCCUGUCCAGUCCAAAAGAUGAAAGAGCUGCUACUUGAGCUGGAAACCAAAACUGAAGAAUUACGUGUCCUUGUGGUUGAGAUGGAGGCGCAGGUUUCAGAAGGUUCAGCAGAUGAAUCUAGUGGCCUCGUGAUCUUCAUAAUGGAAAUUUAUAUGACCUGCAGGACUACGCAGAAGGAAGCUAUCAUGAUCUAUAAAACCCUUUUUAUAGAAUUCCCUAACGAAUUUGGACGGUAGUGGUAUUGGUUACGAUGAAAGUACAUCUGCAAUUUCAAGGCAAAAGGACAAAGAUACUUCCAUGAACCAGGAGCAGAUGAUACCUAAGAGAAGAGAGCACCAGAACAGGAGAUGAAGGCGAUAGAUGGACCAAAGGAGCAAGGAAGAAGAAGAAAAGAAACGAAGAAGAGACAAAGAAACAAAGAGACGAAGAAGGCGAAGGAAGACGGGGGAGUGAGGACCGGCUGGACGCCCUUUUCAUGAGGGACAACACCCAGGGAGUGAGCGUAUAGGACUAUCGCGAAGGACCUAGGGAUAUGGGCGUCCUGUGGGCGGAUGAAGACAGAAUCUCAGUUACAUCAUGAAGUGCAGUUUUAUGGGUUAGGCUACAGAUUCUAGGUUCCUUGUGAACGUAUUUCAAUCUAUGUCUACCUCUCAUUAAUCAUUAGUUAGUGAGAAGUAAAUGUACGUUUGAUAUGUGUGUAUUUCCGUGAUCGCCUAAUCUUCUGUGAAUUCUUGGUGUUUUAUAUUUAAGACGUGUCAUUGUGGAUUUUUUUUUCAUAUUUCAUACACUAUUGUUUUCAUAUUAGAGAAAGCGUUUAAAAUAUACACGUCUAGGAUUUUUGUAUUUAAUCAAAUAUUUUCUUAUGAUUUACCAGAGGUACUAUGCUAUACAAUUUAUUUUGAUUCAACACUUGUAGCUAAAUUCUCAAACCUGUUUUUCAUACAUUUGCCAAGUCGGAUUACCAAACCUCUAAGCAAAUCAGCUACCUAUUUGUGAAAUUUUAUGUAUUACGAACAAAAAUAAAUAGUUCGUAAUACAAAGUUGACCAAUUUGAUGAAAUAGACAAGAAUAAAAGUAGUCAUGUAAAUUCAGUUAUAAAGCCUAGGAAACAAUUAGUGUUAGAAAUGCGAGGAGAGGGAGUGUGAGGUGUACCGGUACUGACGGUGACUGGAGUGAACAAAGGAAAGUUUUCUUGUUCUCUUCUUGUCCCGGUAUUGAGAAUGAAGUCCUCUGUUGCAGCUGUUACAAUAUGAUAAUUUGAUUGGAAAAAGGGUGAAUGUAUAACAAAUAAAAAAGGGUAAAUGUAUAACAGAACUGAAGGAAGGUGAAUGCAUAACAGAACUGAAAAGGGGUGAAUGUAUAACAUAACUGAAACAAGGGUGAAUGUAUAACAACUGAAAAAGGGUGAAU
Molecule: messenger RNA, 4580 nt
Organism: Penaeus vannamei (Pacific white shrimp)
Lineage: Eukaryota; Metazoa; Arthropoda; Malacostraca; Decapoda; Penaeidae
Source: RefSeq, a predicted model, not a curated record